AUGACCAGGUCAUUCUUGGGCAAAUGUCUUCUCUAUGGUGUUGCGUUCCACCUAUGGACUUCCUUUGUUCUGGUUCGAUUCGACGACGAUACCCACGAUACAGAUGCUCCCCCGAAGCCAAGCCCAGAAACAACUGCACAUCCAAGCCACCGCCGAGUUGAUGAGUUAGUGGAGGAAGAGGAAGAAACAGAAUCCAAUUUAUUUGUCCCUCUCACUUGGUCCCGGUUACAAGAGGGCGAGCUUUAUGCCGCAUCAGACCCCGAAUGGAAGGAGUUUGUCCAAAUAUCAAAAGAUCAAAAGAAGCUGAAGCAGUUGAGAAGUAAGCAAACAAUUCGGUAUAUUAGCUCCAGUUUUUGGACAAAGUUAACGACCUUAGAUGACCUUGCCACGAUUGUUUUAAAAACUGUUUCCAGUCAGAUUUCUCCACAACUUGGAGGACCGCUUUCUCUGACCGGAUUUUGGCUUGUUCAUCAGUUCCCACAUCGUGCCCCUCCAGCGUAUCUGCGAUCAGGUAUUGCAAUCACCGAUGACGGCGUCUCUUGGGUAACCAAGCCCAUGGAUACAGAAGACGGCGAUCGGCUGCAAACCUUUAUGAAACCAGUCCACGUGGCUCUUGCUAUAAAAGAUGCUUACUUGGUGCUUAUAAAGAGGCAACUGGCUCGCCUUAGAGGAGAGACGCCACAUCCUCUGGAGUUGCUACGUCAGGUACAUACUUUGACAAAUGCUACCAGAAUUGACACGUUGAAACAGCAGCCAUCAUCGACUGAGGAACUUUCAUCAGAAAGUGUCUCUUCUACAAAGGACACAAAGCUUCAUCCGUCAACUAUUAUAUCAUCAUUGGGACGGCUCCCUUUGCCUGAUUUGGGUCCGGGAUCGGAUCUACAUCUCGCAUCACUAGUAUUCCGAUUAUCCCUGGCUAAACAUCGCGCAAGCGCUCCUCGAACCCCUCUACGGGGUAACUUUUUCAUUUCUGGUCCGGUAGGUGUGAAGGGCUCUAAUGGGUUCUGCAGAUAUGAAGUACGCGGUGAAUACGAUCCAGUCAAGUCCAGUUGGCGGACAAUCGAUAUUCAACUUCGAGAUGUGAAUUUUCGGCGUCAGCGGGCACUCGGUCAGACAAAUUCCAAUGUGGAAAAGCCGCAAGCUUAA
Messenger RNA from Penicillium taxi, 1146 nucleotides. RefSeq lists its product as uncharacterized. Bases 1 to 1146 code for a protein of 381 amino acids. Lineage: Eukaryota; Fungi; Ascomycota; Eurotiomycetes; Eurotiales; Aspergillaceae. The record is from RefSeq and is a predicted model, not a curated record. The transcript is spliced from 2 exons.